GGGGAUAUUUUACAGUGCGCUGCGCCGCAGGGAGAGCCCACAGUUCCGCCUCGCGAUACAGCACUAGCUGCGCUGCAUCUCGCCGGCCACUCUUUUACAUUCCAGCAACAUUUUUCUUAUACUGCCGUAAAGCAGUGCUCUUAUAAUCAUACUGAACAGAUUGAAAUGGCUUCGUAAAACCGAAACACGAUCCAUCGUUCGUGCUUCUGCUUAACCGGUGAAGGAAAAACAUUCCCUUAACCACCGCGUCUCCGCCUUUCCUCGUGUGCAGCGCUUCAGGAGGACUACUACCAGAGCUGCACUCAGUCAUAUGAUCGACAAUUAUAGCCUGGGAGUGAUCAAAGAAGCAAUACGCUCUUACGGAAAGACGUCAGGUUAAAGAAAAUGCCGUGGGAAAUGAAUAAAUAAAUAAUUUCUACGCCACUUUAAAACUGCCAGGGAUUGUUUCCUGUCGACACAAUCAUAUAAAGAGGAUGGCUUCUAAGGAUAAUCGAGAGGAACAGCUAAAAAAGCUCAUCGUAAGACUUAAAAACACACAGGAAGAUAAACCGAUAGAAACUCUCAUUCAGAUCCUUGAAGACUUGCUUUUUCUCACUUUUGCCGAGGACCGUGUUGAAGAACUUUUUGCCGAAAAACAACUCCACGAUCCUCUAUCAACAGUGCUGAAGACCUUCAUCGAUAAUGCGGGAGUUCAACAGGUUGGAUGGUCUUUACUUUGCAGACUGAUUGAAAUUUGUCCAUCAACUCUUGACAAAUUGAGUGCCUCAAAGAAUGUAUCCAGUAUACACAUACAGAUUCUCAGGAUAUUAGCUGUGCACAGUGGCCAUGUUAAACUGAUGAUGAUUGGCCUAAGAGCUUUAUCACUUCUUCUGCAUUCAGAUGCUAUUGUUUUACUGACUUUAGAUGAUGAGGUGGAUGUUUUCUAUCUGAUUGUGAGUGCAAUGAACACUUUCUGCUUCAAUGAAGAAGUUCAGUUAUAUGGAUGUAAGUCUUUGCAGCUUCUUUUAGAAAGAGUUGCAGAUGAGCAUUUAAUUGAAUUUGUUGAAACGGGAGAUCACAUGGCAAUUCUGAAUGCUAUUAAACAGUUCCAAAAUAAUGAAGACACUGUGCUGCAAGCAUUGAAGGCCUUACUUCCUCUGGCUGGUCCAAUUAGCAAUGUGGAAGUUCUGAUGUCCGGAAAUGAAAGAUGCUACAGCUUGAUAAUGAGCGCAAUGGAAUCUUUCUCAAAAAAUGAAAAAGUACAGGAAAUUGGUUGCUGUUUGUUCCAGAAAUUUACAUCAGAAAGUUUUCACAACAUUCUUGUACUUAAUGGAGUUCAUAAAUUUAUUAUCAAAGCGGCCAUGAUGUACCAGACUAAUGCAAAACUGCAAGCAUCAGCUCUCAUGUGCCUGGCUUCUCUCACUGAAACAAUAGUUUUAAACAAAGAUUUGAAUGAGUACAAAGAGGAAGAUGACUUGUGCUGGAUUGAUGUAUGUUGCAGAGCAUUGGAUUUACACAUUGGCAGCAAAGAGGUCCAGGCUGCUACUUCCUGGGCAUUGAAUAACCUUCUUGUUUAUGAGAGUAAGCUUCAUGAAAUGUUUGGAGAUGAAGAUGGAAGGUAUCCUGUACAUCUGCAGGUGAUGGCUGCUAUGCUUUUACAUUCAUCUUCAAAAGAAGUGUUUCAGGCUACAGCAAACACUCUGGCGACCAUGGCAGGAAAAAAUGUUAAAAUCAGAUCAGUCCUUUUAUCCAGUGGGAUACACAUUAACAUUUUUGAACUAAUGAAGAAGCACAUUGGCUUUCCAGAAGUGGCAGAGAGUGCAUGUCGGCUUUUGUACAGUCUGUUCCAAGUGAAUGUGGCAUGCCUUGAUGUGGCUACCAUGGCCAUGGCUGAGAUUCUGAAUGCUAUGAAAGUCCAUAAGUGUUCUCCUUCAGUUCAGCUUGAAGCCCUUCGUGCUGCCUUGCUCUUUGUCAGUUCUGACAGAAGUGGAAAAACAAAGAUGCCAUUACAGUGUGACAUGGAAGAAUCUGAUAUGAUCAAUGUUACCUUAAAAGUGAUUAAAAACCAAUGUGUUUUAGAAGGAGCGCAUACCCUUGUCCUUGAUACUCUUAACAAGUUUAUUGGGAGCCCAGUCAUUCAGGACUGUGGAUUGCGUGUUCUUUGUUCAUUGGUUGAUUGUUCUGGAGCACUGGAGCUAAUGGCUCAGCAGGGGGCAAUUGACACCAUUCUACACACUUUGCAGAUGUACCCAGAUGAAAAAGAAAUCAACUGGUUAGGUCUUAAUCUCCUCUGUUGCCUUUUUCCGAAGAAGAAGCUCUCCCUGGGAACAAUUGCUAUCUUGUGUUCAGUUUUGGCUAAGUCAUUACUUCGAUUCAGAGAAGUGUUAGAGGUGCAGCUAUGGGGAUUUAGAGCAGUACUAGCUUUGCUUGAAACAUCACCAGCAUCUGCUGAGCAGCUAGAAAGAGAAUCAUUUGAUUUGUUUAUCUUUCAACAAGUGAACUUCAGUCCCUUUGAUGAAAGAUUUAACCAGAUGCAGAAGUUGUAUUGUAUGUGUCUUUCAAUGUUAGCAACUGAUGGAGAGAUUAGACAUCUCAUGCUUGAAAAGGCUUGUGCAGAAGAUAACUUUGUUAUGGCAGAAUGUUUAAUACAUCUGGGUGCCGACGUCAAUAAGAAAACAAAGAAUGAAUCAUUGAUUUAUAAGGUUUGUGAAAAAGAGUGUAGUUCAGAAUUAGUAGAGUUGCUUUUAAACAGUGGGACACAUGAACAGGACAUUCGAAAGGCUCUAUUCAUCAGUGUUAAGAAGCGCAAUAAUUUAAUUAUUAGCUUAAUAUUAAAGAAACUUGGCCUUGAUCAAGCAAACAGCGCAAUUUGUUUAGGUGGGUUUCGACUGGGAUAUCUUGAGUCAUCCUGGCUAAAUCCCUUAUUUUCUGAGCGCAAGACACUUAAUUUCAGACAGCAAACAAGCAAAGGAAUGUCUUUAGCUCGAGUAAUUAUGAAAUAUCAGAAACAAAGAAACUUGUCUAAGUCUGUGACAAGCAAUCCUGAUACCUUUGUCUCUGGAUACAUGUCAGAUGAAGCUGAUGACAGUGGCUUUGUGACAGAGGGCAGCAGUGUAUUUAUGAAUGAAGAUAUUGAAAGUGAUGAGAGUAGUGGAAUACUCUAUCGCCUUAAAAAAACCCAGUCUGAUUCUGUAACUGAAUCAUCCUCCCUGCGGCAUCGGAGGAGUAGGCGACCUUCUUCUGAGGUCGAAAUGGCAGAGUCUGAACCAAAUCCAUUGUUUCAGAUGAAAUACUUAAAGGCCUCAACCAGCCAAAGAAGCAAGUAUACCUCACCAUCUAGAUCACCUGAACUGUCAUCGUUAUUAGGAAUAGAGAAGGAGUGCAUAAAAUUGCUUGACAUUUCUGGAAAUGACUUGGACAACGUGAAUGCUUUUUGUGGGAAAACAACCUUGCAUUGCUAUCUUGAACAAGUACAAAGACUGGAGCUACACCAUAACAACUUAUCAGAGUUUCCAGAAAAGCUUUGCGAAGUUAUGAAGCAUUUGACACAUCUUGAUCUUCACAGCAACAGAUUUACAACAUUUCCAUCUUACAUGAUGAAAAUGCCAUGCCUUAUCUAUUUGAAUAUUUCAAGAAAUGAAAUUGCAUCUUUAACCCUGGAUUCUAAGAUAAGAUCUUCAAGUUUAAAACAGCUGGUUCUGUCAUUUAACAGUAUUUCAUUUUUGCCUGACAAUCUUGGCAGAGUUUUAAAAAACCUCGAAGAGCUGCAACUGGAAGGGAACAAAUUGUCAGACCUAAACGUUCACCUGUUCCUGUCAGAGCUCAAACUCCUGGAUAUUAGCAAAAAUAAUAUUUCUGUGAUUUCUGAUAAUGUGCUUUCUGAUUGCCACAGACUGGAAAUGCUCAACGCUUCAAAGAACACACUGUGUUCUUCCCCAAGGUUACCACUAAAACUAACAAGUUUAAAUCUGUCUUACAACAAGUUCACAUGUGUUCCAGAUGUUGUUCUUCAUCUUCCCUACCUGAGAUCAGUGGAUAUGAGAAACAACGAUAUAACUUUACUUCCUGGGCCUUCACACUGGGAGUCAGUCAACUUAAGAGAACUGAUUUUCAGUUAUAACCAAAUUAGUGUUCUGAAUCUUGAAGAAGGUGUAUUCAAAUGGUCAAGACUUGAAAAACUGCAUCUCUGUAAAAAUAAACUGAAGGAGAUUCCUCCACAAAUUGGACUUUUAGAAAAUUUAUCAUCUUUUGAUGUCAGCAACAACUCUGAUUUAAAAUGUUUCCCAGAUGAAAUGGGAAAGCUAGAACGUCUUUGGGACUUACCUCUUGAUGGUUUACAGCUUGAUUUGGACUUGAAGCACAUUGGAAGUAAAACAAAAGAUAUAAUAAGGUUCCUUCAGCAGCGUCUGAAGAAGGCUGUACCCUACUAUCGCAUGAAGUUAAUGCUAGUGGGAAACACAGGAAGUGGAAAAACUACCCUACUACAUCGAUUAAUGAAGCUGAAACGCUUGCGUUCUCGCUCAGAAAGGUCUACAGUUGGGAUUGAUGUAAAGGACUGGAAAAUUCAAGACAAAGGAAAAAAGAAUAUUGUUUUAAAUGUCUGGGAUUUUUCAGGUCGAGAAGAGUUUUACAGUUCUCACCCUCACUUUAUGACACAGCGUGCUUUGUAUCUUGUUGUUUAUGAUGUGAGUAAAGGUGUAACUGAAGUGGAUGCAAUUAAGCCCUGGCUGUUUAACAUUAAGGCUAGAGCCCCAUCAUCUCCAGUUAUACUAAUUGGCACUCACACAGAUGUGAGUGAUGAAAAGCAUCAGGAAUCAUGUACAUGGAAAAUAUCAAGUGAGCUACUGAAUCAUUUUGGUUUUCCAAUUAUCCGAGAGCAUCAUCUUAUAAAUGCGAAAGAUGAGUCUGACUCCAUAGGGAAGCUUCGGAAGGCCAUAGUUAAAGAGAUCAUGAACUUUAAGAUUCGAGACCAACCGGUAAUGGGCCAACUGAUCCCAUAUAGUUAUUUGGAACUUGAAAAAAGAAUUCUGCAGGAACGGAAGAAAGUGGCUGCCGAGUUCCCAGUCAUUUGCCACAGUCACUUACUGGACAUAGUAGUGGAGAACCAGAUUUUACUAGAGGAAAAUGAACUUUCUCAUGCUGUUCACUUCCUGAAUGAGUCUGGUGUUCUCCUCCACUUUGAAGACCCAGCACUGCAGUUUAGGGAUCUUUAUUUUGUGGAUCCCCAGUGGUUAUGUAACAUAAUUUCACAGAUACUAACCAUUAAAGGUGGUUCAAAUUCUAAGUUCCCCAAAGGAAUUAUUCAGCGUUCAGAUGUGGAAAAAUGUAUUCUUCAACACAAGAGCUUUCCAAAGAAUUACAUAUCACAAUAUUUCAAGCUGCUUGAAAGGUUUCAGAUUGCGCUGCCUUUGGGAGAAGAACAGCUUCUUAUUCCCAGCAGCUUGUCUGAUCAGAAGCCAGUGAUAGAGCUUCCCCAUAGUGAAAAUUCAGAGAUCAUAGUGAGGCUUUAUGAGAUGCCCUACUUUCCUAUGGGAUUCUGGUCCAGGCUAAUCAACCGUCUGCUUGAAGUUUCUUCUUUCUUCUUUACAGGAAGAGAAAAAGCUCUUCGUCUCAAUAGGAUGUACUGGAGACAAGGUAUAUACCUAAACUGGUCACCAGAAGCAUAUUGCCUAGUUGAGUCAGAUAUACUGGAUAAUGAAGCGGAGAGUUUCCUCAGAAUCACAGUGCCUUCAGCCCAAAGAGGUCGAAUUUUGCUGGGGCAGAUUGUGGACCACAUUGAUUCUCUUUUAGAAGAAUGGUUUCCUGGACUUCUAGCUACAGACAUAUGUAGAGAAGGAGGGACACUUUUGAAGAAAUGGGCUGUAUAUAGUUUUGGAGAUGACCAGAGAUGUCAGAAAAUUCUUCUUGAUGAUCUCCUUGACUGUGCUGAUAAAGAUUGCCUUUUAGUUAAUCCAGAAGAUUCAAGAUCCACAGUUCCCAUAUCUCAGAUAGCUCCAGAUUUAAUUCUUGCGGAUCUACCUGAAAACAUUAUGCUUUUCAGUGACCAGCUAGAAAUGGACCUAACUGCAGAAUACCUCCUUGGUGAUGGAGGAUUUGGAUCAGUGUACCAUGCUGUGUAUAAAAAUGAAGAUGUUGCAGUGAAAAUAUUUAACAAACAUGCAUCAGAAAUGUAUCUACACAGACUGCUAAGACAGGAGUUGGCAGUUCUAAGUCAUCUGCACCAUCCUAGCCUUAUUUCUCUUUUAGCAGUUGGUUACCAACCACGUAUGCUCGUCAUGGAAUUGGCACCUAAAGGCUCCCUUGAUACAGUUUUCAACCAGAAAAAAGGCAACUUAAAUAGAACCCUCCAACACAGAAUAGCGCUGCAUGUAGCCGAUGGACUAAGGUAUCUUCAUUCAUCAAUGAUAAUAUACAGAGAUCUGAAACCUCACAAUAUCCUCCUUUUUAACUUUAAGACCAAUUCUGAGAUCAUUGCAAAAAUUUCUGAUUAUGGUAUUUCUCAGUACUGCUGCAGCAUGGGCAUUAAGACAUCAGAGGGCACACCAGGCUUCCGUGCACCUGAGGUUGCUCGUGGAAAUGUUAUCUACAACAAACAGGCAGAUGUGUAUUCCUUUGGGCUUCUUUUAUAUGACAUCUUAACAUGUGGUGAAAGGAUUUUGGAUGGUUUGAGAUUCCCCAGCGAGUUUGAUGAAAUAGCAGUGCAAGGAAACUUACCAGAUCCCGUGAAGCAUUAUAACUGUUCUCCGUGGCCACAAUUUGAAAGUCUAAUUAAAGAUUGUAUGAAAGAAAACCCUGAUGAAAGACCUACCUCUGCUCAGAUAUUUAAUAUUCUAAACUCAGCAGAGCUACUGUGUCUUAUAAAGGAAGUCAAAGUUCCUACUGAAGCACUUAAUGAAAAUGAUGUAGCCUCCAGUCUAAUAUGCAGUGGAGAAACAGCAUGGAUAGGAACUGGAAAUAAACAUAAAGGAAGAAUUUUACGGUUGGACAUGGAAACUGGCAAAUAUGAUAUCAAGCCUGCUGCUGACUGUCUGAUUACAUGCCUCACACUUGUCCAUCUUCCUGAUGAAGAAUCAGACUGGCUUGUCUUUGGUACAGAGUCUGGGAGGCUCCUGGUCUUCAGUGCGGAUAACUCUGUGGCUAAACAUGAAUUGCAAGAAAUGUCAAGUGCAAUCACUUCUCUGCUUUUUUACUCUCAUGCAAAACACAGCAAAGAGAUUAAUCUUCUUUUAGCUGGCACAGCAGAUGGAAGUCUAGCUGUUUUUAAUGAUGCUGCAAUCAAGUGCAUUGAAGGAAGACCACAAAAGAUUUUUCAUAUAGGAAAUGUCAACACACCAGUGGUGUGUCUGAGUGAAUUUGCUUAUUCUCAAGAUAAAAAUACCAUCUGGGCUGGCUGUGGAUCAAAGAUUGUUUCACUUACUAAAGACUUUGAAAUCUGGAAAACUAUUGAUACAAAACCAAAUUACCAGCUUCAGAAUAGAUCUUUUAGUGAAGCAAAUAUAACCACAAUGGUGAUUGAUAAAUACAUCUACUUAAGCAAACAAGGAAGUCACAUUGUGGAAAUAUGGGACAAGAAAACAGAAAAAAUGUCUGGACUUAUCAACUGUUCUGGUAUAAUAAAAGAUGAGUCAAAAAGAACCCCAAAACCUUUUCUGGUUGCUGAUGACCAAGUUUCCAGAGUUACAUCACUACUUCUUCAGCAAAACGUUACUCUUUGGAUUGGGACAGAAAGAGGACAUAUAAUAUUGAUAGAUUUAGCUACUCGCCAGCAUAUCAAAGUCAUUUCUGGCUUUUGGACUUCAGUCAUCUCCAUCACAGUUUCACAGAUGGAGCGAUGUGGCCCGAAAAAUUUUGUGGUCAUACUAGGUAAUCAUUGUCAUCGUACACAUGAACAGGUAGAAAGAAAAUUUCUUUUGUGUGCCUGGAACUGUGCCCUUCCACUUGAAGUGCAAAACUUGAAGAAGCAUGUUGAAACAAGAGAGCAAAUUGCAAAUAAAAUGAAGCUAGGUUCCAUUGAACAAAUUUAAGAUAGAAUAACUUCUUGGAUUCCAAAUCUCACCUGAACAAAUAUUUAUAUAUUUAUUGUACAUGAUUUUCCUUCAAAGUACAAUAAACACUGACUGAGGAGACAAAUUAAAAUUUAUUUUUGAAGAACAUUUUCUCAUUUGGGAAAUCAACAAUAAUUGCUAUGCUGUUAUUUAUUUCAAAUUGAAAUUGAUUUUUGUAAGAUUUGAAAACAUUAAUGGAUGUCUUAGAUUUCACAUUUGAAAACAACCUGAUACAUCUGCUGGUAUUUCUGCACUACUUUGGCUUGCCGUGGAGAGGGGACCCAAUCUCAGACAAGUUGCAUGGAUAGGCUACUGGUCCUUAGCAACUCUUAAUUGGGUAAUGUAUGUAAUAUAAUAAUUAAUAAAUAUUAGUGAAUUAUGUGGCACAGCGCUUUUUACUGAAACUGUUUUUUCUCAAUAUUUAUUUUUAUAUCCUUAAAGUUUCAGUCUGAAAUGUUUUUUUAGGAGUUGAUUUCAUCUCAGUACUGAAAUGUAAGCUGCUUUCAACAUUUCUACGAGCUGGGACAUUUGAGCAAUUUAGUCCAAUACCAGAAUCUAUCAAAACUCUAGUACAUGACAUGCAAAUGAUUGCAAAUGUAACAAAACACACGUUGGGAUGCCUUUUCCUAACUUGUAUACAGAGUGUCAAUAUCGAUGUUAUGAAGGAUUAUUCUGGACAAAAUGAAAAAGAAAUAAUUAAAUGUUGACAUACAGUAAGUAGAUUAGUGUAGAAUGUGGCACUGCCUCCUUAUUGCAUUGAACUCUAAGUUGAAUACCUGACCCCAGGGCACCUUCUGUUUGCCCAUUCUACUUUUGUAUGUGUGGUUCACUACAUGGAUUUCAGUUUGCUCCCAAAAUGCUCUUGCAUGAGCUACUCCUGCAGAAGACCACUAGAGCUCUUAAACUGGAUAAAAAUGACUAAGAAAAUGUAUGAAUUGAUAAAAGAGAUAUUAAUGUAAAAAGCAAAAACUGAAAUAAACAAGUGUUUCAAAAGUAUUGACUCUUUUUAUGAUUUUAAAAUUUUUAUCACUUUGCUUUUGAAAUUUCUCUUUUGUUCAUUUAAUUCUUUCCCUUCUUAAAUGUGAUGAGACAUAUGUAUUUUUGCUUUGUACAAUGAUAUUUAAGUGUAAGUGCUUGGUAAAAGUAACUUUUUGAUCUUUCUGUCUCAAAUGGCAAAUAUUUCCCUUAUGUGUUUUUGUAAUGAGAGGCAUUUUCUUUGUAAUAAUAAUAAAUGUGAACUGCAGUGCU
Erpetoichthys calabaricus (reedfish) is the source of this 9272-nucleotide messenger RNA. RefSeq names its product leucine-rich repeat kinase 2 (gene lrrk2). Lineage: Eukaryota; Metazoa; Chordata; Cladistia; Polypteriformes; Polypteridae. Gene Ontology annotation, biological process: protein phosphorylation. Gene Ontology annotation, molecular function: protein kinase activity; ATP binding; protein binding. The transcript has 52 exons. The record is from RefSeq and is a predicted model, not a curated record. The coding region runs from base 474 to 8003 and encodes 2509 amino acids.